Molecule: messenger RNA, 279 nt
Organism: Suillus clintonianus
Lineage: Eukaryota; Fungi; Basidiomycota; Agaricomycetes; Boletales; Suillaceae
Exons: 3
Coding region: 1-279 (92 amino acids)
Source: RefSeq, a predicted model, not a curated record
AUGAUGUUCACUUCCCACUUCACCAUUCUUGCACUGCUCGCCUUCCUCGCUGGCGCUAACGCGGGAUGUGCAAUAUGCGAUGCCACUUUGGAGGUCGACGGUGCGGCGGUCUACACGUUAGUCAACAGCACUGUAGAGCACGACGGGUACACACUUUGCACCUACGAGAGUAAGCUGGGCACAGAGGUGACCUGCGAGUAUUCGGACAGUGGCGUGUACGAGGAUGGGGAUGACUUGUGUCCGCUUGUGUCAAGGUCGGAUACGUAUGGACAGUGCUGA